CGUGUAUACGUCACUUCCUCCCCGGAAGACACUCUUUCUGGGGGAACCACUCAAAUUCCUGUCACUGCUCAGACUCCCUCCGUGGUGGAUAUGGCUUUGCCGCCCUACUUCGCCCCAGGUCGCGCAGGCCCUCCGCCUCCGCAGCCGCCGCCUCCCGCUCCCUUCGGCUGUCCGCCACCGCCGCUGCCCUCCCCGGCUUUCCCGCCGCCUCUUCCCCAGCGGCCCGGCCCCUUUCUGGGGGCCUCCGCCCCCUUCCUCCAGCCCCCGCUGGCUCUGCAGCCCCGGGCCCCCGGGGAAGCCUCUCGUGGCGGCGGCGGUGGCGGUAGCGGCGGCGGCGUCUUCUACCCGGUGCCGCCACCGCCCCUGCCUCCGCCGCCGCCCCAGUGCCGGCCCUUCCCGGGGACCGACGGUGGCGAGCGGUCGCGGCCGCCGCCGCCAGGCCCGGGGCCGCCCUGGAGCCCGCACUGGCCUGAGGCGCCGCCGCCGUCCAACGAGCUUGGGGAUGCGGCCCUGCAGCGCCUGCGCGACCGGCAGUGGCUAGAGGCGGUGUUCGGAACCCCGCGGCGGGCCGGCUGCCCGGUGCCUCCGCGCGCGCCCGCCGGGCCCAGUCUGGGCGAAGUGCGCGCACAGUUGCGCGGGGCUCUGCACCUGGUGCGGCGGCUGCGCGACCUGAGCCAGGCCCUGCGCGAGGCCGAGGCCGAUGGCCCGGCCUGGGUGCUGCUGCAUGCCCAGGCUGCGCCGCUGCGCGCCCAACUCGCCGAAAGACUACAGCUGCUGACCCAGGCAGCCUAUGUGGGUGAGGCGCGGCGGAGGUUGGAGAGGGUCCGGCGCCGCCGCCUGCGGCUUCGCGAGAGGGCCAGAGAACGCGAAGCCGAGCGGGAGGCUGAAGCCGCGCGGGCAGUGGAGCGCGAACAGGAGAUUGACCUUUGGAGGGUUAAGUGCGUGCAGGAGGUGGAGGAGAAGAAGCGGGAGCAGGAACUUAAAGCUGCUGCUGAUGGUGUCUUAUCUGAAGUGAGGAAAAAACAAGCAGACACCAAAAGAAUGGUGGACAUUCUUCGGGCCUUGGAGAAAUUGAGGAAGCUCAGGAAAGAGGCAGCAGCAAGAAAGGGUGUCUGUCCCCCAGCCUCAGCAGAUGAAACUUUCGAGCAUCAUCUUCAGCGACUAAGAAAACUAAUUAAAAAACGCUCUGAAUUGUAUGAAGCUGAAGAGAGAGCCCUCAGAGUCAUGUUGGAAGGAGAACAAGAGGAAGAGAGGAAAAGAGAACUAGAAAAGAAACAGAGGAAAGAAAAAGAGAAGAUUUUACUUCAGAAGCGUGAAAUUGAGUCCAAGUUAUUUGGGGAUCCAGAUGAGUUCCCACUCGCUCAUCUCUUGCAGCCUUUCCGACAGUAUUACCUCCAAGCCGAGCACUCCCUGCCAGCCCUCAUCCAGAUAAGGCAUGAUUGGGAUCAGUACCUGGUGCCAUCUGAUCAUCCCAAAGGCAACUCCGUUCCCCAAGGAUGGGUCCUUCCCCCGCUCCCCAGCAACGACAUCUGGGCAACGGCCAUUAAGCUGCAUUAGUAAAGAUGCUCCAAGAUUGUGGUCCAGCCAUGGCUCUUUCCAGCUCUUAAAAACAAGUGAUGCCACCAUCUUCUUAUGCUGUAGACUAAACCACAGCCUCCAAACUCCAUAUGGCAUUGCCCUACCCAGAAGUUACGUUUUCCUUGUGUGCUCUGUCUUGGCCAGAGAUGCCUCUUGAAUCAGGAGAUUAAUAUGGUUCUUCAGGAAAGGACCUAGGUGAACUGGGGUUAUUACAACAGGCAGUGGCCUUGGUUCACCAAAUUUGCCUCUGUUUUGAAGGGGCUUGGUCCAGAGUGACUUGUUCAUUUACUCUCAAUGGCCUUGUGUGUGAUGGGUAAGUAUGCUCAACACAGGCGUGCACUGGGUAGACUUAGCAGCCUUUCCCCUGGUACUGAGUGUGAAGGCAGGCUUGAUGCAAAACCUCCAUAAUCUCCCUACCCAGAGAACUCUGUGACUUCCAGGAGGAAAGGUCAGAAAUGCCUUAUCUUUGGUUUGUGACUCUUGAGAGGCUGCAGGCUGCAGGCGAGGCUGCCAGAAAAGCUUGGUGGAAUCGUCUGAUGGUCCUGCAGAGAACUUGGAAAACCUCUACCCAUAUCAGAUUGUGUUUUAAUGGAUAACGGCUGCAUUUUCCUGUGUUAGUAGGAUCCUAACAAAAACACAUGGUUUUUAAGUUCCCAGAGGUCUAGAGGUUCAGUAUCCCCAUUGAUAGACAUUUAUUCCCUAUGGGAGUGGGACCAUAACCUCACUCAGUCACAUUAUAGGGGCCGGAAUAGCUGUGGAGUUUACUUAGAAACUCAAGCUUCCAGAAGCACCCAUGUAGUUAAAGCAGGGAGGAAAACAGAUACAAAUUAAAUUAAUUUUAUGAUAUUCAUUAAUAAAUAUUGUUGUGCCUGGAAAUGAUCGAUCGUAUAACAUGUCAAGGGUUUUAUUUCAUUUUGCUCUUUGUCAUCUAUUGUGUUAUUUAUAUUUCCAAAAAGCUGAAUAAAUGCCAUUUUUAUUUUUUAGCUUGA
This is a messenger RNA of Mustela lutreola (European mink), 2567 nucleotides long. It is a transcript of the gene PDCD7, whose product is annotated as programmed cell death 7. NCBI's taxonomy places the organism in Eukaryota, Metazoa, Chordata, Mammalia, Carnivora, Mustelidae. The transcript has 5 exons. The record is from RefSeq and is a predicted model, not a curated record. Bases 91 to 1557 code for a protein of 488 amino acids.